AUGACGGAGACUCCCACCUUCCUCACCCUGCGGGACACGGGGCUCCCCAGCACAGCCCCCCGCCGGCCCCCCCUGCGCCCCACGGCCUUCUCAGGGUGCCUGAACUGCAGCCGUGUCGGGGAGCUGACGGCCCGGCUCGCCACCCUCGAGGCGCAGGUGGCCCGGCUGGCAGUGGCAGAGCCCCCCACCCCCGCAGAGCCCAAGGGUGGCCCCCCGGGCCGGGGGCAGCUCUGGGGGUCCCCGGCGGCCCGCGGGAGCCCCGGCGAUGACGGGAGACCCGGCCCCAGGGGACCCCCCGGCCCCAAGGGCGACGCGGGAGGACGGGGCCCGUCGGGAAUUCCGGGAGUGAAGGGGCCGACGGGGCCGCCAGGUCCCCCCGGCCCGCCGGGACCCCCCGGCCGGGACGGGGCCAGGGGACUCCCCGGAGAGAAGGGAC
This is a messenger RNA of Corapipo altera (White-ruffed manakin), 436 nucleotides long. RefSeq names its product EMI domain-containing protein 1-like. The transcript is spliced from 6 exons. NCBI's taxonomy places the organism in Eukaryota, Metazoa, Chordata, Aves, Passeriformes, Pipridae. The record is from RefSeq and is a predicted model, not a curated record. The annotation marks the transcript as partial.